This is a messenger RNA of Micromonas commoda, 1255 nucleotides long. RefSeq lists its product with no specific name. Gene Ontology annotation, cellular component: membrane. The record is from RefSeq and is a predicted model, not a curated record. The coding region runs from base 58 to 1101 and encodes 347 amino acids. The transcript has a single exon. Lineage: Eukaryota; Viridiplantae; Chlorophyta; Mamiellophyceae; Mamiellales; Mamiellaceae.
CGAGCUUCGCCGACUGCCCAUCGAGGAAGCUCACACAAUCGAGCCGUCCGGGCGGUCAUGGAGAAGAAAACGCAUAAGGGCGACAAGCCCGACCCCGAGUCGUUAACGAACAGCCCCGGGCGGCCAAAGAAACCACUGAGUACCGGGAAGUACCUGAAGGAUGACCCGGGCUGGCUGGGCCCGUUCAACUCCAUGGUGUGGCAGUUCCCCAACAGCAUGUUGUACAUCACGCUCGUGGUCGGCCUGUGCGUCUACUACACGCUGAGGCAGAAAGGAUACAGCACGUCGCCGUUCAUCGGCGCGGCAGUCGUCGAGGUGCUGCUGAGCACGGACAACAUCUGCCUGUUCCACCAGAUCUUCGAGCACUUCAGGGUGCCCCGCGAGAUCAGGCCCGGCCUCCUGUUCAUCGGAACCCCGUUCAUGGUGCUCAUCCGCGGUCUGCUGUUCUUCGCACUCAAGGGCAUCUAUGAUUACCUCAAGCCCCUGAUGCUGGUGCUCGGAGCCUUCUGCAUGUGGCAGGGCGCGUAUGUCUUUUACCAGACAAUCAUCGGCGAGGAGGAGGACGACGACGACCCCAGCAACUCCACGAUCGUGAAGUGGGCCAAGGGAUGCCUCGGGGGGCGGAUGGUGGACAAAUACCACGGCUCCGCGAUCUGGGUCUACGUCGAGGGGAUCCUUCGGAUCACGCCGAUGCUCCUGGUCAUCGUCGUCAUCGAGCUGACGGAUGUCGCGUUUUGCAUCGACGGGGUGUCCACGAUCUUCAUGGUGGACCACGUGCACGUGUCCACGCUCUUCCUCGGUGAUAUCGUGGCGGCGUGCCUCGUCAGGGCGCUGUACCCGCAGCUCGCGGGCACCGUCGAGCUGUUCCCCGACCUCAACUACUCGGUGGCGUGCGUGCUCGUGCUCGUGGGCGUUGACAUGUGCUCUGGCGUCUUUGGGCACGAUUUCCCCCCAGGGUUCCUCGCGCUCGCGAUGGCGGUGCUCUUCACCCUGGGCAUGGCGUCGUCGGUGAUGCGCGGCGUGUGCAGGAAGGAAGAGGCUGCCGCGGCGGAGGAGACCAAGGCGCUCCUGGGCGACAGCAAAUACGGCGCCACAAAGUAAUUCGCGUCCCGUCGCAAGUGUACUACCCUCAACUCGGGGGGGCGGGCGCACUCGCUCCCCCGGCUGCUACAAAUUCAGCAGCCUCAACCUUUACAACGCGUUGACUGACUUGUGUACAGCCUGAACUACUUUUACGUAUCAUAUUAGGUGCUCU